Molecule: messenger RNA, 2733 nt
Organism: Asterias rubens (European starfish)
Lineage: Eukaryota; Metazoa; Echinodermata; Asteroidea; Forcipulatida; Asteriidae
Product: eukaryotic translation initiation factor 4H-like
Exons: 8
Coding region: 18-821 (267 amino acids)
Molecular function (GO): RNA binding
Source: RefSeq, a predicted model, not a curated record
UUCUUCUCGACUUCAAGAUGUCGGGGUAUGCUGACAACUACCAAUCUUUUUCAGGAGGUGCUGGUUAUUCUAGGGGCCGGGGUCGUGACAAUGACUCCAGGGGUGGUGGCGGAUAUGGUGGAGGCGGUAGAGCACCAACAGCUUUACCAACUGAGCCACCAUUUACAGCUUACGUAGGCAACUUGCCGUCAGACUGUCUCCAAGGGGACUUGGAUACUAUUUUUUCAACUUUAUCGGACCAGAUUCGAGGAAUUCGUCUAGUUCGUGACAGGGAAACGGACAUAUUCAAAGGUUUUUGUUACGUUGAAUUCGCUGAUCAAGAUGCGCUUAGAGAGGCAUUGGAGUUGGACAAUGCUUUGUUUGAAGGCAAAAACCUCAGGGUAAAUGUAGCUGAAGGAAAGAAGAAAGAUGGACGAGGAGGUUUCAGAGGUGGUCAAAGAGGUCGAGGCGGCCCACCCAGAGGGGGUUACAGAGAAGAAGGUGGUUUUGGAGGCGACUAUAGACGGGGUGGAGAUAGGGGAGCCCCACGUGGUGGUGAGGACUACAGAGGAGGUAGAGAUGACUACAGGGGAUCAAGAGGGGGACGUGGAGGGGCUGGCAACAGAGAUAGAGGGGGCUAUGAAAGAGAAAGGACUGGCAGGCCAGAUGAUUUCAAGGAACCCGAUGCAGAGGACUUGGCUAGAAGGCCGAGACUGAAUCUAGCAAAACGCUCCGUCAAAGAUCCCGUAAACCAGUUGGCAAGCGACAUUCAACGUAGCAGCAUCUUUGGAAGUGGGAAACCUCGUGAAGAGGCUGCUAAGAAAGAGGGUCCAGAAAAUUAAUAAUACCUAGACUUGUUCAUUGCUCAUCCAUAAAUUAUACCAGUAAAAAUGAUAAAUAAUUUGUUGGAACUUGUUUAGUGCCUGAAAGCUUGACGGCAGACAGGGGGCUAAUUUUGAAAAGCUGUCCUGUAGAAAUUCUGCUUAUUGAGAUGCAUAAACCCAAUUAAGAAAUAGUAGGUAACCCAGUCACAUCCAUUGUAACUCACAUGACAUUGUGCCUGGUAACCUGUGUCUGCUAAGCGAGAUUUCUCUUCGCUUAGCAUAAUGCUGGACAGCUUUAUGAAAUUGGAAAAAAGAUAUUUCACCUUUUUUUUCUAAGAUGUUAUGUGUCAGUUACUCAUUGAAACCAUGAGCAGUAGUGGUGUAAUGUUUGUUUUUGCAAGGUACCAGUAUGUACGGUAGCUUAACUGGUAACCAUUAAUGUUAUUCAAGUUUUCAAACUUUCUGCAAACAAAGGAUUUCUGUUGGGCUAUGUUGUGGAUAUUUGUGUACAUUGUUCAUAUACUUACUGAAUAGAAAUUUGCAUGGCGUUUAGAUUCCUGUGUGUUGUGCCUCACAUUGUCAGCAUGUCGUAUGCACUUGAUUUGAUCGGCCAGUUUCUGUCUGUGAUCUUUGUCUGGUUAUCAUUUAAAGACUUAUUUAGAGUAUAGGUAAAAGUUUGUUCCCCCCUCAAAAUUUAUAUGUUUUAUUCUAAUCGAUGUCGCAAGUUGUCGGCAAAUAAUAAAUUUGUGUAUUCUGAAACAGAAUGUAAAUUUAGCAAUGAGGCAAAAAUUUGUUUUGGGGUAUUUGCUAGACAUUUGAUUUGGUGUCUGUAGUUUUAAGUGACUGACCAGCUUCAGUAUGACUUUUUCAUACUGGUUAUCCUGCAGAAUAAAAACUAACUGUAUCUAGUCUUCAAUACAGUUGUUGAUUCCAUUAAACUACAAGAUUAAAUAAAACCAAGUAAAACAAAAAUCAAGAUGAUCAUCCUCACCCGCAUCCCUUUUUUUGAAGCUACAUAUUUUUUAACAGUUGUUAAUAAUUAUAGUUUUUUUCCGAAAAUGAAUGUAACUUUUGUCAUUUAUGCAGUAGAAAUUCAGGUUAAAUAAUGUUUUGUAUGGAUAUUUCCGCUAGAAUUUGGAAGAAAAACUAAAAAAAAAGCUGUCAGUAAUUUGGACUAAAAGGUUGCUGGCCAUUUUGAAUAAAAAAAACUACCAGUGGCGAAAUUGAAUAAUGUACCUAAAAAGGCCCUCAUCAUACUUCUCUUUUUGAUUAAACCCAGACGACAAACUCUUUUUUUUUUUACUUGGCCUAAUGAGGAUGGUAAAACACCAGAGAUGAGGGGAUUCUUUCAAGUUCAAAUUGCCUUUGUAGUUGAAACACAUUAUGAUAUACAUCAUAGUUUGUUCAGUUGAUUUCAAAAGAAAUUGCAGUUGGUAGAGCACAAUGAUAGCAAUUUAGGAGGCGCAGGUUCGAAUGCCACAUACUUUACUAACCCUACCCCCCUAAGAUUUAUUCGUAUAUAAUGUAAAAGAAAGCCCUGAAUAGUUAAUUUAAAAUUAAAAUUACUUGCUCUUGUUAAUUCAGCAAUUCACACCAUCCACCUAGUCGAGUCCUCUCAUUUAUUUUCUAUUUUGUAAACAAAAAUAUUUGGGUAAAAGUUGGGCUGGUGGAUGUUGUGAAGUUUGUUUGUUGUCAGUUAUCUGUGACAAGUAGACUAAAAAAAUGAUGAUUGUUUUGCAGUAGUAACAUCUAGAACUUAGCUGUCUGUGUUAAAUAUUAGCAUUCUCUUUAAUAAAAUUAUAAGAAGAUUCGCUCACCUUGUAUUAUAAGCAGACGAUUUAUUACUAGACGGAACCCAAUGUAGCAAACUUAUGUACAAAAGGACUGCUGUCACACAGUACAAUAAAACUUGUUCCCGAGUUAAAAGGAA